AUGACUUAUGGACGGAUAUACCCAGAGGCCGGCGACCUACAUACUCAGCCCGACUCUUCUUCUACCGACGACCUCAUGCGACACAGUCGAACCACGACCAUGUUUUCUGACAGGGAGGUCAGUGGCCCGGGCAGGGCACUUCCAUCUUACGAGUACAUGAGACCACUUAGGGCCAUGAGCCAUUCGUGUUGGUCAGGUUUUCGUAUCUUGGACAGGGGCAUUGGUUUGGAGGACGACAGUGUCGAAAAUGGGGUUCGUUGUUUAAUCUUAAUUAUAGAACAAGCACGCAUUGAGCUCAAGCUCAAGCAUCUUCAUCGCUUGAUUGAUGCCUGUGCUUGA
Molecule: messenger RNA, 339 nt
Organism: Colletotrichum godetiae
Lineage: Eukaryota; Fungi; Ascomycota; Sordariomycetes; Glomerellales; Glomerellaceae
Exons: 1
Coding region: 1-339 (112 amino acids)
Source: RefSeq, a predicted model, not a curated record